GAAACACUCCUUUACAUCUUGCUGUGAUGUUGGGACAUAAAGAAUGUGCUCACUUGCUUUUAGCCCAUAAUGCUCCAGUAAAGGUGAAAAAUGCUCAGGGAUGGAGCCCUCUUGCAGAAGCCAUCAGCUAUGGAGACAGACAAAUGAUUACAGCACUCCUAAGGAAGCUUAAACAGCAGUCCAGGGAAAGUGUUGAAGAAAAACGACCUCGAUUAUUAAAAGCCCUGAAAGAGCUAGGUGACUUCUAUCUAGAGCUUCACUGGGAUUUUCAAAGUUGGGUGCCUUUACUUUCCCGAAUUCUGCCUUCUGAUGCAUGUAAAAUACACAAACAAGGUAUAAAUAUCAGGCUGGACACAACUCUCAUAGACUUUACUGACAUGAAGUGCCAACGAGGGGAUUUAAGCUUCAUUUUUAAUGGUGAUGCCGCACCCUCUGAAUCUUUUGUAGUUUUAGACAAUGAACAAAAAGUUUACCAGCGAAUACAUCAUGAGGAAUCUGAGAUGGAAACAGAAGAAGAGGUUGACAUUUUGAUGAGCAGUGAUAUUUACUCAGCAACAUUAUCAACCAAAUCAAUUACCUUCACACGUGCCCAAACGGGAUGGCUUUUUCGAGAAGACAAAACAGAAAGAGUAGGAAACUUUUUAGCAGAUUUCUACUUGGUUAAUGGACUUGUAUUAGAAUCAAGGAAAAGAAGAGAACAUCUCAGUGAGGAGGAUAUUCUUCGAAAUAAAGCUAUCAUGGAGAGCCUGAGUAAAGGCGGCAACUUAAUGGAACAAAAUUUUGAGCCUGUCAGACGGCAGUCACUUACUCCGCCAUCACCCAAUACAAUUACAUGGGAAGAGUACAUAUCUGCUGAAAAUGGAAAAGCUCCUCAUCUGGGUAGAGAGCUGGUCUGCAAAGAAAGCAAGAAAACCUUUAAAGCUACGAUAGCUAUGAGCCAAGAAUUUCCCUUAGGAAUUGAAUCAUUGUUGAAUGUUUUAGAAGUAAUUGCACCAUUCAAGCACUUUAACAAACUUAGAGAAUUUGUUCAAAUGAAGCUUCCACCAGGCUUUCCUGUAAAAUUAGAUAUUCCUGUAUUUCCCACCAUCACAGCCACUGUGACUUUUCAGGAGUUCCGUUAUGAUGAAUUUGAUGAAUCCAUCUUCACUAUUCCUGAUGACUACAAGGAGGACCCCAGCCGUUUUCCUGAUCUCUAACUAAACUGGAAGGUUAAUGGUGAAUAACAAUACCAGCGUACCACAGUGAAAGCAAAUGGAUGCAAAUAGCCCACAGAUAUAGAUAGAGAAGUGGGUCAUAAAGGAAGGGAUAAACUUAAUAAUCCAGAAGAAAAGGGAACAUGCAUCAAAUGACUGAUGUACUGAUACUCACUAUAAUGGGCAUCUAAUCUAGUUCGUGAUUUACAGCAAGUCUCCUGAUGUGUUGUUCACACUUUUAUACAUUCAGUUCUGCAAGUGUGGUAGUCUGACACCUCGAUGACCCUGAGAAUACUUAACAGCUGUGAGGACUAUCAUUCGUUUUUAAAUUUUUUACAUUUCUUGUUGAUACAAAAAGCACUCUUGGACCAUUAGCAUAAAAGUUGAACUGUCUUAGCUGGAUAUUAGCCCUAUAAAACAUCCCACCAUACUUACGAUGACCAUAUUAUAUUCUUUCAAGCUUUGUUUUCAUGAAUUGUAAACUAUGUAUCAUUAUGUAUAGUUCAGUAAUUUGAAUGUUAGUUGAACAUAUAUUAGAAGGAAUGCAUUUUCUGUAGAUGAACGAACCAAAUGGUAACCAUUAAACAAUUGCAUUUUCAUACCGCAAUACACUUCAGAAAUAGCAUUCACUCUGCAGGGAAUAAGGUACCUCCUCUAGCACCUUAGUGCAAUCCAUUGUGGUGCUAUCCAUGUCUCUCUGAAACAUUGAUUUCUUCACUGAGCUGUUUGUUCAUGUUCCUUUCAUUGGGUCUGCUCUUAA
This is a messenger RNA of Pelecanus crispus (Dalmatian pelican), 1953 nucleotides long. The record is from RefSeq and is a predicted model, not a curated record. Lineage: Eukaryota; Metazoa; Chordata; Aves; Pelecaniformes; Pelecanidae.